AUGAAAACAUAACUGAAUUAAUAGGGGUCUGCAGAAAAGAUUAAAGGUUUAGUGGUUAUUAGCAUUGCUUUUGCUAAAUAAAUUUUAACAAGCUUAGAUGUGCUAGAUAUGAAUAAUAAUCCUACAAGGAUAUCUUUUUAUUAUUGUAGCAUCACCAUUUCUGAUAAUUAUGAAUGCUUAUAUGAUAAAAAUUUCUAAUUAUAAUUAGAGGAGACUUUAAAGUCUUUUUGUAAGAGAGUAAAUAGCAUGUUUCUUUGCUUAGAAACAACAGACAAUUAUGUCUUAAAGAGAAACUAAUUUAGUAUCGAAUCAUCUGUCUUUGAUGAUAAGUGUAGCAUGUUUUCUGAGGAUGGAAAGAUAUGUGAGAGUCCAAAAUCUGGGUACACUUUUGUUAUUCCUGAUAACACUUAUAUUUUGAUGGAUAAAACAAUGUGCGCUAUUUAUAAUUCUACCAAUAAGACUUGCGAGAAAUAUUACUAUCGCUUCUUGCCAGUAGAAGACUACAGCUACUCAGUAUUUUUCAAAGACUUUCAAAAUUUUGAGAAAAUUUAGAAAGGCUCUACUUCUAAAAAUAUUAAAUGUUAAACGGGAUAUAAGUUAUUAAAAACUCAAGAUAAAAUUGGUUGCGUCAAUGAUGACUUUUUUGAUCCUUUCUGUUCUAAAGCUGACGAAUUUAAUAGAUGCUAGGAGUGCAUAGCUAAUUAUGCGAUAAAUGCUCAUACUGGCGAAUGUCAAUACAGCACUGUAGAUAAUUGCUUAAUUUAGGUUAUUGAAAAUCCAUCAGACAACUUUUCUUAAUGCCUACUUUGCUAAAAGGGCUAUAAAAUUGUUAAGGAAGAAAAAAAUAACUAUGUAUGUAAAAAAUGGCUAAAUUGCUAAACUAUUAAUAAAUAUCCUCCUUAUGAAUGCUUGGCUUGUUUUAUCAGAAAAGAUAUUCCGGAAUAUGCAAACGAUUGCAGGAUAAACGAAAAGAAAAAUAUUGAUAUAUAUAAUUAAUAUGGUGGAGGCUUGAAGUGUAAAGAUAAUGAAAACUUUUUCUUAAAAUAUGAUUGCGUUGAAAGAAAGUUCUCAAAAAAUUGCCCGAAUAAAUCAUAACACCCCUUAGGAGAUUUCUGCACUUCAUUAGGUUCUGAUAGAUAAUUUUGGCUUUAGGAGGAUGUAGAUCGUCCUAUUCCAAAAUCUAUCGCUCAUCUUGAGCCUCUGAAGAUAUCCAGUACUUCUGAUUACAUAAAUAUUAUAGGUAUAGUUCAAAAGAAUUCAAUGUUUUUUAAAAGUUAUGGAAGUAGAAUGUAUACUAAUACGCAAUACUAUUAGUAAUUUGAAAUGACCUAUGACUUUUAAUUAUUUAAUCCCUAGUAGAUCACUUAAAUUUAAGGAUGUUUAGAAUACUCCCUUUUUUCUGAUUUGUGUGUUAGAUGCGAAUAAGGUAUUGUUCUCGUAAACUCUAGUAAAACACCUUAGUCGUAAUGUUCUCAGGAUACCUAACAGAUACCAGAAGGAUGCUUAGUUUUUGAUACUCAGAAAAAACAAUGCUUAAAGUGCUCAGAUUAAAAGCCUUAUUGCUAAUCUCCUAAGAUAGAUAAUUGUAGAAAAUAAUUCUAUGAAAAGUGUCUUAUCUGCGAAGAUGGCUAUACCCUUACAAAGUAAUUUAAGUGUGUAAUAUAAUAACCAGAUUUUUACUAUACCAACUUUGCCUUAUUUGAUGGUGAGGAUUAUUGCUUUCAAGGAUUUUACUUUUAAACAGCUAUUAAAAGCUAAAACGGAGAAUAUUCUUGCCAAAACACAAAAGAAAAUUGUAUAAAUUUUUCUAGCAGCGGUAAAUGUAAUUAAUGCUAAUUUGGCUAUAGCUUGAACCAAGAUACAUAUAAAUGCUAAACAUCUGCUAAACUAUAAAACUGCUUAUACUCUAAAGGAAUAGAUACGUGCACAUAUUGUUAAAAUUCUUAUCAACUCCUCAACGAUGGUACUUGCAAGUUUAUUUCUCCGAUAGCAAAAUGCUAAGAUAAUAAUUUAAAUUGCUAAUGUGGAAUAAAUACCAAUUUUUGUAUUUUAUGUGAUGACGGCUUUAAAUAAGCUACUUCUUCCUUUUAUAGGUGUGAUAAAGUUUGUAAAAAUGGAUAGAUCGGAAACGCGUUACCUACUUGCUCUUAACAAAUUAAAUGCUAGAAUGGUUGUUAAACAUGUGCUUUCAAUAAUACUAGUUUUUGCUAUUCAUGCUAAAAUGGAGUAUAGCCAAUUGAUGGAAGCUGCGAUUCAAAGCCAAAGCAAUGCAAACCUAACGAAUUUCUUACUUAAACAAAAAGGUAGGUUUGCAUAAAGUGUCCUGAUUAAUGCUCCUCGUGCUCAUCUCUUACAAAAUGCAUAACAUGUGUAGAUCCUUCAAAAUCUGUUAACUUAUUAUGUAAUUGUAAAUUAAACUAAUUCUACCAUGAAAAUACCUGUAUCGAUAAAUGUCCAUAUGGAUGGAAAAAGUCUGAAACAGAAGAAGGUAAAUGCAUAAAAGCUUGCCCUGAUGGCCAAUAUGCUAUAUAAGAUAAAGAAAACAACUUUCUGAAGUGCUCUGAUAUAAAUUCUGAUUCUAAUCUCUAGCUUUAUUGUUCAUCUUUGAUAGGAGCAUUGCCAGAUUUAUUAACAACAAGCAUCUCAAAUAAUACAAAUGAUUAUAUUGACAUAAAAAUUACUUUCAGCCAAAGUGAAAUCAAAAAGUGCUUCACAUUCAAAGUAGUAAGCGCAAGUAAUGUGGAAUAAUAGCUUUAAGAUUAGUAAACUAAUAUCAACAACAAGCUAGAAAUGAUUGCUCACAUUUCUAAAAAGGAUAUCUCUUAGAGUAUAAGUGAAGAUUAAAACAAAAAUAAAUUCAUUUUUGUUUUAUUUUAGAUAUUCCAAAAAGAUGUGCAAAAACAAGAAGUAAAGAUUAAAUUAACCACAGAUUUUGCCUUAAUCCCUUUUGAAAUCUAAAAAAAUUUUGAAGAAGUUCAAAAAAUAUGCCAAAAUUGUGAAAUUCCAAAUUCAGUUUAGGUUUAAUCCACUUUAUAAGUAAGCUGCAAGACUAGCAAAAACUGCUCUUCAAACACUGUAUCAGCUUAAACGGAAGAAGAUAUAGAAAUAGUAUAGACCACUGGUGAAUCUAGCUACCAAAGUAGUAGAAUAGAACCUCACGAGUUUAGAAUUACUACUCGUAAUUCUACUGAUGGAAGCAUUAAAGUAAUUUUAGAUCAUCCUUUCUCAAUAGAUUAAUCCUAGCCAGGUAAAAUUUUGUAUAAAUUUAAAGCACCUAAGUAGGCAAAUAACUCAACCAUAAGAAUAACUUCCAAAGUUUUAUAGUCUGGAAAAAAGAGAUUAUUAGAGAGUGAUUAAGUUCUUUAUCCAAGCAAGUAUAAAUAUUUAGUUCAGAGCUUUUAAAUCUAAAUAUAAGAAAAAUCAACUCCAUCAACUGAUCCAACAACUUAAACAUCAACAUCAAGUGAAAACUAAAGUACAGAAAGUUCUCAAGAUAAUUCUACAAAUACUCAAUUAAUAAUCAUUAUAGUAUUCUCAAUAGUAGGUGGUCUAGUAAUUAUAGGAAUAGUAGCUAUAAUAUAUUUAAGAAAAAAAAAUAGAGCAAGUAAGUUCCGCGAUUUUGAAAUUGAAAGUAAAAAAAGCGAUAAAAAUGGCAGUUAAUAAGUUUAAAGCAAUGGAGAAUUAAAAGGUUCAUAAGAAUUAUAUGGAAUUGAAUACAUUUGA
Molecule: messenger RNA, 3723 nt
Organism: Tetrahymena thermophila SB210
Lineage: Eukaryota; Ciliophora; Oligohymenophorea; Hymenostomatida; Tetrahymenidae
Product: transmembrane protein, putative
Exons: 2
Source: RefSeq, a predicted model, not a curated record